UGAUACAGUAGCAAGCCCGUAGCUACUUGCAUAUCAUCGGCCACGCGCAUUAUUUCCUAUAUCAACAGUUUGCGUGACUCUAUCCUCGUUCUGGGUGAGACUUGUGAAAAUAUACAUUUGUGACAUUAUUACAUCAAGGAAAGUUGUCUGGCAACGCAAAGAUGUGGAAGUCAGUGGUGGGACACAACGUGAGCUUAAAGGUUGCAGAGGUGGACGACUGGGAAACCGACCCUGACUUUGAGAAUGAUGUGUCAGAACAGGAACAGAGAUGGGGGGCCAAGACCAUUGAGGGGUCUGGUCGAAAAGAACACAUCAGUGUAUCAGAGCUGAGACAGAAGGUGUCCCAGGAGCAUGAGGUGGGGAAGCAGAAGGAGCGAGCGGAGGCUCCCAAGGCCUCUUACGGUUACGGAGGGAAGUUUGGAGUGGAGAAAGACCGCAUGGACAAGGGGGCAGUGGGGCAUGGCUACGUGGCGCAGGUGGAGCAGCACUCAUCCCAGACCGAUGCAAAGAGAGGAUUCGGGGGGAAAUUUGGAGUGCAGAAAGACCGUGUGGAUAAGUCUGCCAUGGGUUUUGAUUACAAGGGAGAGGUGGAUCAGCAUACAUCUCAGAAAGACUAUUCAAAGGGUUUUGGAGGGAAGUUUGGGGUGGAGAAGGAGAAAGUGGACAAGGCUGCUUUAGGUUACGACUAUAAGGGAGAGACMGAGAAGCACCAGUCUCAGAAAGACUAUUCAAAGGGUUUUGGAGGGAAGUUUGGGGUGGAGAAGGAGAAAGUGGACAAGGCUGCUUUAGGUUACGACUACAAGGGAGAGACAGAGAAGCAUGAGUCACAGAAAGACUAUGCCAAGGGCUUUGGGGGACGCUAUGGAGUCCAGACAGACCGCAUGGAUAAAAGUGCAGUGGCCUUCACAGACAUGGAAUCCCCUACCUCUGCCUAUGAGAAGACACUACCAUUGGAGGCUUCAAGUGCAGGGGCAGGCAACCUGAAGGCUCGCUUUGAGAACUUGGCUCGGUCAUCAGACGAGGAGAACAGAAAGCGAGCAGAGGAGGAGAGAGCCAGGAGACAGGCUAGAGAGAAGAGAGAGCAGGAGGAGGCACGACGCAGACAACAGGAACAGAACAGCAGGGAGGAGGAAGCAGAGCAGCAUCAGCCUCCACCUGUUGAAGAGCAGAGACCUCCACCUGUUCCAGAGACCAACAGGAAGCCCCAACCACCACAGCUGCCCAUUGCCAGGGCAGUGCCUCAGAUACCAAGAGAUGAACCUGAGCUAGUGGAGGAAGAGGAGGAGGAGCCAGACUAUGACCAGCCCCCGUGCCUGCCCCCACGGUCAAGUGACCUGCUGGAGGCGGAGCCACCUCAGGAGCAGACCCCAUCAGAACCAGAGCAGGAGGAUGAGGGAGAGUAUGAGGAUAUCUCAUCAAUGGAGGCGGAGCCACCUCAGGAGCAGACCCCAUCAGAACCAGAGCAGGAGGAUGAGGGAGAGUAUGAGGAUAUCUCACCAAUACCUUUCCCAGAACCUGAUCCAGCUGUGGAUAAUGACUAUGAGGACCUGACAUGCGGUCAGACAGCAGUGGCCAUUUAUGACUACCAAGGAGAGGCAGAUGAUGAGAUCUCCUUCAACCCGGAUGAUGUCAUCACCAACAUAGAGAUGGUGGACGAAGGCUGGUGGAAGGGACACUGUCACGGACGCAUUGGACUUUUCCCUGCUACAUUCGUGAAAAUGAUGUAGUGAGCGUGCCUAUAGUCUCCAACACAGACAUAUACCUGAGCCCAUAGGACCUGUGGGUCUUUUCACAGGGGGAACAUCAGCAUAUUGAUCCCAUCUUACAGGUAUAGUUUGAUUGUACCAUGGGAGCAUCUCAAAUGCAUACUCCUCUAUCCUCACUUCCUUAAUACCCAUUGGAGGAGGUCAGAGGGGAGGGACCUCUGGCUUUCUCAUCCGAUGGGUUUUGAGGUGAGAGGACGCAAGGAGUAUACAAUUCAGAUUCUCCCCAUGUGUUUUCUAGUCAAUUGAUUUAUAUCCGGUCAGUAGUCAUGAUAUAUAAUGGAUACGUCAUUGUGCUUCAUAUUGCUCAGGGUGGGAUGCAGCCCUUCCCCUUAUAAACGCUGAUUGCUAAAUGUUCCAGAAUACCCUUAUACACUUGCAUUUCAAAGGAUUAUGUAAGUCAUCUAGCUAUGGAAUGUUUUGUUUAAAAACAGUAAUUAACUGCAGAGAAUUGUAUUUUGGCUAUUGAUGGAAUCCUUAACUUGAAUUACAUUGUCAUACUUUGGAAAAGCAUAAUAUCUGAAACACCAGGUUAAAAAGGUUAUUUCUAGAAUCAACUGCAUGUAAUCAAUAAAAUGUCUUAAUGUA
This is a messenger RNA of Salvelinus sp. IW2-2015, 2351 nucleotides long. Its product is annotated as hematopoietic lineage cell-specific protein. Gene Ontology annotation, biological process: regulation of actin filament polymerization. The record is from RefSeq and is a predicted model, not a curated record. NCBI's taxonomy places the organism in Eukaryota, Metazoa, Chordata, Actinopteri, Salmoniformes, Salmonidae. Gene Ontology annotation, cellular component: actin filament; plasma membrane; site of polarized growth. Gene Ontology annotation, molecular function: actin filament binding.